Molecule: messenger RNA, 3453 nt
Organism: Pristis pectinata (smalltooth sawfish)
Lineage: Eukaryota; Metazoa; Chordata; Chondrichthyes; Rhinopristiformes; Pristidae
Gene: cadm4
Product: cell adhesion molecule 4
Exons: 10
Coding region: 212-1396 (394 amino acids)
Biological process (GO): negative regulation of peptidyl-tyrosine phosphorylation; regulation of Rac protein signal transduction; regulation of wound healing
Cellular component (GO): cell-cell contact zone
Molecular function (GO): vascular endothelial growth factor receptor 2 binding
Source: RefSeq, a predicted model, not a curated record
GACAGAUGGGACGUCCCAGGAAGCAGCAGGUCCCGCCCACACAUUGGCAGCCGGACACGGGUCACGGCGCAGUGUGUGUGGGCAGGGGCAGGAGGUCCUGCUGCCAGUCCCAGGGCAGGACGCAGAGGCACACGCUCGGCAGACGCCUCGACACCCCAGGGAGCCGGGGGUCCGGGACAGGCAGGGUCCCGCGGAGGGAGGAAUAGGAACCAUGUGUCGGAGAAGGGACGUCCUGGUUCUGCUGCUGCUCUGUACGGCCUGCGGCCAGAUGGUGCACGCGGAGAAUGUGACGGUGAUGGAGGGGGAGAUGGCGGAGAUCACCUGCAAGCUGCACAGUUACGACGGGUCGAUCGUGGUCAUCCAGAACCCCAACCGGCAGACCCUGUUCUUCAACGGGACCCGAGCGCUGAAGGACGACCGUUUCCGACUGGUGUCCUUCACACAGCAUCAGCUGCGCAUCGCGCUGUCUGACGUCAGGGUGGAGGACGAGGGCGGCUACUACUGCCAGCUGUACACCGAGGACACCCACCACCAGGUCGCCGUGGUCACCGUGCUCGUGCCUCCGAAGCCAACAGUCAGGGUGCUGGGGGAGCCCGCCAGGGAGAACGGCGAAGUGGAACUUCAGUGCACUGUCCCACGGAGCAAGCCUCCCGCCAGGAUCCACUGGAUCAGGGACAAGAAAAAACUGCAAGGAGUCACUACCCAGGAGCAGCAGGGGAAGAUCUUCACGGUGACCAGCGUGGUGAAGAUUCCGGUGGUCCGCAAGGACGAUGGGACCAUCGUGACCUGUGAGGCCGACCUCCCGGGGGUGAAGGGGCAGAAGCGGCGGACAGAGUUCCCGCUCAGCGUGCGCUAUUCCCCAACGGCUAAAGUGGAACCCCCACCGGUGAUCCUGAGGGAAGGAGAUGAUCUGGUCUUAUCCUGCUCCGUGACAGGGAACCCACUGCCCACUCAGGUGACCUGGAGCCGGCUGAAUGACAGCCUCCCGGAGCGGGCGGAGCCACAGGGCCAGUCACUGACCGUGCGCCGACUGACCGCUGCCGACAACGGCACCUACGUGUGCGAGGUCCACACCGAAAUGGGCAGUGCAACUGACCAGUACGUCCUGGUGGUGUACGAGGUCCCCACCACUGCAUGCACCCCUCGCCCUUCAACAGAUCCAGGAGCAGUGGUGGAACCGCAGACGGCCACCAGUUACGCCAUUGUGGGAGGGGUCCUGGCCGUGUUUGUGUUCAUCGUGCUCUGUACGCUCAUCGUCACCGUCUGGGUCUCCCUGAGGCAGAAAGGGUCCUACCUGACCCACGAAGCGAGCCGGUUGGAUGAGCAUGGAGAGGUGAGGGAAGCCUUCAUCAACGGGAACGAAAACCACGAACUAAAGAAGGAAUAUUUCAUCUAGUCCCUGGAGGUGUUGGACGAGGAUCAGCAGCCAUCGCUCCACACCCCUUGUUCAAAGACUCAGUGAUUCUUGGAUUUUUUUUUACAAUUAUCUUGGGAUUAAGGAAUAGACCGUCUGUCUCCCUGCGAAGAAUUGAUCCACCUCGGGAUUUGGAAAUAGAUAUAUUAUAAACACAAGAAAACUCAGUGAUGCAGAGACAAAUUUUGCAAAGCAGUGAGCGUUAAUGAAUGCGGUGGGCUCCCCCUGCCUUUAAUUGCCACAACAGAACCUCCACUUCGGAGACUGGGAGAUGGGUUUUUCCUACUUCCAUCUUUUUGGGGGAUUGGAAUGAGUCAGGUACUGGGAAUAUCUGCCACUGCGAACUGAGCACGACACCUUCUGUAAUUAACGGUGGGGUUGACUCCCUACUGGACGGUCGCUUGUUAUGGCUUGUCCGGACCGCCAGCGAUUCUGGGAAGACGGCGUCAUCAGGCACAUCCAAUGGGGCAGUGCGGAAGAAACCAUUUGGCCCAUCAUGCCGGUACUAGGCACUGACUCCAGCCCCAAGUUUGACCCCCGCGCGUCCCCAACAGGAUUCCCCAGCCUGGAAUUUCCCGGAACAGCUGGAGAGGAGACCCGAGUGACGGGGGUCUAGCAGGGGUUUCGAUGGAGCAAACAUAUGCCCGGUCGGAGGGGGGGGGGGGUGGUGGGUGGGGUUUGUCCGCGUCCCGUUUCCGGACUCUCCGUGACCCGGGGGAGGGGGAUUCCCUCUGUCCCUGCGGCUUCCUCGGGGCCUUGUGCCAACCGAUUCCCAAUGGACGGAGAGAGGUCCCAGGUUGAGCCGGUCGGCUGACCCCCAGCGCCUGGCCUUGCCCUUUGACCCUCUCCCUAUUCCCAGAUUUCCCACUUUUUGGGUGAAUUGUUGACCCCCCCCCCCCACCCCAUCCCAUGAUGGGAUCCCAGCCUUUACCAACAUCCUCCCCACGCCUUCCCGAGUCCGACCGGGAUGGGCUCGUGGGCUCCUCCCAUUCGCCGGGGGGUGCAGGAGGAAUGGUUUGAAGGUGGCGCCGGGGAUGCGUGGAGGUGGGUGGGUGAGGGUCACAGGAUUCAGGGUCUCCCUCGCGGAAGCUCCCCACGCCCCUCACCACACCCCCCCCCCCACCCUGAGUAAUUCUGACAGUGGGGGGAGGGGUGCAAGCAGGGUCCCGUCCCCCAACCAAUCGGAUCACAGCUUCCCGCCAGGGUUUCGGCCAUCUUGCUGCCAGCAUUUAUCGCCUCACCCUCACCAUCCCCCGGAGAAGGUGGGGAGGGGGGUGAGUCGCACCCCCCCCUCACCUCGAACCGCUGCAGUCCGUGUGGGGAAGGGGCUUCGGUGCCCUCGGGGAGGAGGGAGUCCCAGGGGUUCAGGGUGGACGGUGCGCACUCACUGUGUGAAGGGGAGGUCACCCCCCACCCCCCCUUAACACCGCCAUCAAACCCCAAUACACCAACACACCCGCUCUCCUCCUGUUGGACACCAGAGGGCGAAGGUGAGCAGCCCCCGCUGCCGCCGUGGAGCAAUGGCCUCACCUGGUGGCGGCACGGCCGCACUGCAGGUCACUUGUCCUCUUCCCCACCCAGGCCGGGAGGCACAGGAGAUGCAGGUGCUGCAAUCUGGAGCAACACACGCUGUACUGGAGGAAUUCGGAUGUAUGACCCGCUGAGCUCCUCCAAGUGCACUGUUGCUCAGACCUAAUCAAGCAGGUAAUACCGGGAGCAUUCUUCUGCUCUUUGUUCCUUUUGUUUUGCUUGCUUUUGCGGGCAGUGAGGUAUUUUUCACGCCCUGAAAGACUAACAGGGACACAAAAUGCCCCUUUGUUCACGCACUGAAAUGGAAUGGUGGCAGAGUGAACUGGAGCGAGUGACUCAGUGGGGCGACUGAGUGAGAACUUUGCAGGUGGGAGUCCCAGAGACACCGAUCCCUCUCCUGCUGUUCUUGGGACGUUCUUUGCAACCCCUCAAGUCGGGGAAAGAAGGAAGACGAUGGACCUGGGCGGCCGCCACUGUGUGUGGGAUCUUGCUGUGCUCAAACCUCUCAA